AUGACCGAGCUGGUCCCCAAAGCUGCACACGGAGGCUCUCUGGUGUCCAAAGUGAUCGCGGUGGACGCGGACUCCGGGCAGAACGCCUGGCUGUCCUAUCAUAUAGUCAAAUCCACUGAUCCGGGUCUUUUCACUAUCGGUCUCCACAGCGGAGAGAUCCGGACCCAGCGGGACAUUUCUGAGUCUGACAGCAUGAAACAGAACCUCAUUGUGUCGGUGAAGGAUAACGGACAGCCCUCUCUCUCUGCCACCUGCUCCAUGUAUUUACUUAUUUCUGAUAACUUGGCUGAGGUGCCAGAACUGAAGGAUAUUUCUUAUGACGAGAAGAACUCCAAACUGACCUCUUAUCUGAUCAUCGCGCUGGUGUCCGUGUCCACCCUUUUUCUGACCUUCAUCAUCAUCAUCCUGGGUGUGAGGUUCUGUCGCAGGAGAAAGCCCAGACUGUUGUUUGAUGGGGCAGUUGCCAUCCCCAGCGCGUAUCUCCCUCCUAAUUACGCAGACGUUGACGGCACAGGAACUUUACGCAGCGCCUACAAUUAUGACGCGUACCUGACAACAGGUUCUCGAACCAGUGACUUUAAGUUUGUGAGUUCUUACAAUGACAACACACUGCCUGCUGACCAGACCCUGAAGAAAAGUCCAUCAGACUUCGCUGAUGCGUUUGGGGACUGUGAUGAUUCUUCUGAGUCUGCACACGGAGACCUGAGCUAUUCUGUCCAGGAGGAACUCAAGCCCGGAUCUGUUAUUGGAAAUAUCGCCAAGGAUCUCGGCCUGGACGUGGGAAGGCUGUCUGCUCGCAAAGCUCGUGUUGACAUGGAAGGAAACGACAGACAGUAUUGCGGGAUUAACCUUCGAAACGGAGAUUUAAUUGUUGCGGAAAGAAUCGACCGAGAGGAGCAUUGUGGAGAAAAGCCUUCGUGCGUUCUUAAAUUCGACUUGCUAUUAGAAAACCCACUGGAGUUACACCGGUUGUCCCUGCAGGUGCAGGACAUAAACGACAAUGCACCAUUUUUCCCGAAGGAUAUUAUUAAAUUUGAAAUCAGAGAGUCAGCUGUCAAAGGAGCUCGGUAUCGUAUAAAUGCAGCACACGAUGCCGAUAUAAACAAGAACUCCGUUGAAAGCUACAUUUUGCAACAAAACCCUCAUUUUCUUUUCAGUAGUCAGACGACAAAUGCUGGUAGAAAAUAUGGUGAGUUGGUUUUAGAUAAAGAGUUGGACCGAGAGGAGCAGCAGGAAAUGAAAUUAUUACUCACCGCUGUAGACGGAGGCUCUCCUCAGAGAUCCGGUAUUGUCGUCAUACACGUCAUUGUACUUGAUGCAAAUGAUAACGCCCCAGUUUUUACUGAGGCCGUUUAUCAAGCCACGUUACCGGAGAACUCUGCUAUUAAUACGCCAGUUAUCACUGUCAGUGCGUCAGAUGCAGACGAAGGUGUCAACGGAGAUGUUACUUAUGAAUUCAGCCGACAAUCUGAUAAAUCACGAAAUAUGUUUUCAAUAAAUGAAAAAACUGGAGAAAUCAGUGUGACAGGUGACAUUGAUUAUGAAGAGGGAUCGAAAUAUGACGUGUUUGUUGAAGCUAAAGAUGGUUAUGGACUAUCUUCAGAGGCAAAAGUGAUUAUUGAGAUUACUGAUGUAAAUGACAAUGCCCCGAUGAUAUAUCUGAAAUCACUGACGAGCCCGAUACCUGAGAACGUGUCACCUGGUACAGAGGUGGGCAUCAUCAACGUGCAGGAUAGAGACUCUGAGGCGAACAGACAGGUCCGCUGCUCCAUUCAGCAACACGUCCCUUUUAAGUUGGUUCCUUCUAUUAAAAACUAUUAUUCUCUGGUGACUACAGGACAACUGGACCGUGAACUAGAGUCUGAUUACAACAUUACAAUCACUGCCACUGACGAGGGCUCUCCACCUCUGUCCUCCUCUAAAACUGUCCAGCUGUCUGUAGCAGACAUCAACGACAACCCACCUGUGUUUGAGGAACAGUCCUACAGCGCUUAUGUGACUGAAAAUAACAAACCUGGCUCCACUUUAUGUUCCGUUACCGCUCGAGACCCCGACUGGAGACAAAACGGUACCGUGGUUUAUUCUCUGUUACCUGGGGAGGUGAACGGCGCCCCGGUGUCCUCCUAUCUCUCCGUUAACGGAGACACGGGGGUGAUGCACGCUGUGAGGUCGUUUGAUUAUGAACAGUUCAGGAGUUUUAAAGUGCACGUGAUGGCCAGAGACAACGGUUCUCCUCCGCUCAGCAGCAACAUAGUGUAUGCCGCCCCGGAGGGCAACUCCUUCAUGACCGAGCUGGUCCCCAAAGCUGCACACGGAGGCUCUCUGGUGUCCAAAGUGAUCGCGGUGGACGCGGACUCCGGGCAGAACGCCUGGCUGUCCUAUCAUAUAGUCAAAUCCACUGAUCCGGGUCUUUUCACGAUCGGUCUCCACAGCGGAGAGAUCAGGACCCAGCGUGACAUUUCUGAGUCUGACAGCAUGAAACAGAACCUCAUUGUGUCGGUGAAGGAUAACGGACAGCCCUCUCUCUCUGCCACCUGCUCCAUGUAUUUACUUAUUUCUGAUAACUUGGCUGAGGUGCCAGAACUGAAGGAUAUUUCUUAUGACGAGAAGAACUCCAAACUGACCUCUUAUCUGAUCAUCGCGCUGGUGUCCGUGUCCACCUUUUUCCUGACCUUCAUCAUCAUCAUCCUGGGUGUGAGGUUCUGUCGCAGGAGUAAGCCCAGACUGUUGUUUGAUGGAGCAGUUGCCAUCCCCAGCGCGUAUCUCCCUCCUAAUUACGCAGACGUUGACGGCACAGGAACUUUACGCAGCGCCUACAAUUAUGACGCGUACCUGACAACAGGUUCUCGAACCAGUGACUUUAAGUUCGUGAGUUCUUACAAUGACAACACACUGCCUGCUGACCAGACCCUGAGGAAAAGUCCAUCAGACUUCGCUGAUGCGUUUGGGGAUUGUGAUGAUUCUUCUGAGGAUUAA
This is a messenger RNA of Pseudoliparis swirei, 2976 nucleotides long. Its product is annotated as protocadherin beta-15-like. Bases 1 to 2976 code for a protein of 991 amino acids. Gene Ontology annotation, molecular function: calcium ion binding. The record is from RefSeq and is a predicted model, not a curated record. Gene Ontology annotation, biological process: homophilic cell-cell adhesion. NCBI's taxonomy places the organism in Eukaryota, Metazoa, Chordata, Actinopteri, Perciformes, Liparidae. The transcript is spliced from 4 exons. Gene Ontology annotation, cellular component: plasma membrane.